UCCCAUUCCCCUCUAGCUGGGCGAGGGAGGGCUUCUGUACCUCUGGGUUUCCCAGAUGCCUACGGAGUGCAGGCACUGCUCCAAGAGUCAUUUAAUCCUCUCAUUAACCUCAUGAAGUAAGGUACAAUUAUUGUCCCCAUGUUACAGAUAAGGAAAUUGAGGCAUACAGAAAUUGAAGUACCUUGCUGGAAGUUACAGAGCUAGUGAGUGGUAGCUUUUAUUUUGUGGUUCUGAAGAUAAAGGUUGGUAUUUGAAUAAAAUAGUUGUUAAUUAUUUGUUGGUAAAUGUAUUGACAAAUUCUGUGUAUCUAUGUGUGUGAACUUGUGAUUUGAGCCAAUUUCCAUGAAUAUUGUUGCCUGAAGACCAAGUUUUGGCAGGACUAGAUUUUCUCUGUUUUGUGGUUGAACUGAGGCUGCCUAGGCCCUCCUGCUGAUUCCUUUGUGCAUUGGCAAAGGCUCCAGGAAGUAAACAGCCCAGUGCCACAAAGCAAAGCAGCGGGAAGAAGAGCUAUUCUGGAAUAGCUCUGGAAUACCUUCACAAUCUGCUUCCUUCUGAAUGAAAUGAUUUCUGUAUAUUGAAGGAGGUAGAAAAUAAAGGCGAAUUAUUCCUGGAUCAGAAAUUGAUUAUAGGAGGAAAUAGCAUUGUCAAAAGAACUUCAGAUGGUUAGGGCAACAGUAGGUGGCCAGAGCUGUUAGGACUGGAAAGUUAGAGGCAUAAAAAGGAGCAAAUCAGGUUUGCUGCUGCUGCAACAAGCUGUGACCACUUGAGAGAAUAACGAUUUUGUGAGGAUACAGUAUCCAUAGAGCAGUAAGGUGAUCCAAAUAACUGAAGUAUGAGGAAAAAUGGAGAAAAGGAUAAGUAAGCAACUUUCCACAUUAUGGUGGAGGAACCCAUUGGAUGGAAUCUGGAUAAGGGUAACUUAAGGCUCUAACCUUGUAGAGAUAGUAGCCUCUUGGCCUCUCUGAAAGAUAUUUGGGGGCUCUCUCUGAAACUUUUAUCUCAUCCACCAGCGCUCCCUUCCUCAUUUCAUAUAUAUCCUCCAAAGCCAGGAAAAAGAAUGCAUCUGUCCCUGUUCUAAUGCAGCAGCUGCUGAGGGAGCCUCAUAAAUCCUCUGAGAACAUCUUUCCUUAAAUCUGCACCAUCACAAUUUCAAAUUAAUUGAUUUGAGAUGAGCACAGCAAUAACAUACUCUCUUUAUGUUGUAUAUGAUAUUCUAUAUUGCAAGUUUUUGCCCUAUUUGGGAUUGUAGCACUCACAAAAGCUUUGUAAGAAAAGUCAAGCAAGUAUUAGUAACGAUGUUUUAUAAUGUGAGACCAGGUUUUUAAGGAAGAUGAGUGACUUGCCCAGGGAGACAGAGCUCUGAGCAUUGACAAGUGCUUUCUGUUUUGACUCUCUGGAAGAAGUAAGGGUAACUAGUGCCAUGCUCUCUUUGAACUCAUACCCAAUGUAAGGAGAUUGUAAAAGAGGCUGAAUCACCUAGAGAGUUUGGAUUUAGCCCAGAUCUGUCCCCUUUAUCUUUUAUCAUCAAAGGUAGACUUUAUACACAGACUUGUAUCUAUUGUCAUUUUCUUUGUAUCUGAGAGGAGGUGGGAUUACUUUUGUGCAUUCAUUUUGCCUCUUAAUCCUUAGGGUUGCAUUCAACUGGCCAAAUGGGGACAUUAUUAGCCCAUUGAUUCUAGAUGCCUUCUGACCUUUUCCCAGCUGUUUCUUUCACCAAAAAGAAAGCCAAGGAGAGGAGGAAAAUGGAAAAACAACUAUCUGCUUCUAUCCCACAUGAAUUAAAAAUGUCUAUCAUCCCUGGCCCCCAAUAAAUUUCAAUAGCACUCUCCAAUCUCCAAUCAUUGUGACAACCCAAGAAACCCUCAAGAAUUCCCAUAACUCUUCCUAGGAUAUAGUACUGCUUUCUUGAGGAUCACUGUAAUAAUAGAGGAAUCCAUCAUGCAAGUAGGACUUGAUCACCCAGUUGGAGGAAGAGCAACUGCAGAUGCUGGAUCUUCAGGGAGCUGAAGAGGGAAUUGCCUAAAAAUACCUGUCUAGAUAGGGAGAUUUGAACUGAACCAAAGCAUCAACGUCAAUCAUGCUGUUUCUGAAGAAUUAGAGUUUUCAGGGUCAGCAAUGGAAAGUCUCAGAGGGAAUACUGCUCAGGGUCCUACAAAUGAAGAAGCUUAUAAAGGUGAGGGCCAGUUAUCAAGGUGGACAAAAUGUCCUGCACAGAAGAAAUCAUCUUUUGAGAAAAGAACAAUCAGAAAAAUGUCAAUGACGCUCAAAGAAAUUUUCACUGGGGAGAGAGGUCCUGAAUCCAGUGAAUUUAGUCUAAGUUCAAACCUUGAUAUACAACAGAAAAUUCCAAAAGGAGAUAGAUCUCCCAUAUGUGGGAAAAACUCCAAAGACAUUUCAGAUUUAAUUAAACACCAAAAACUCUUCCCACAAAGGAAACUUUAUAAAUGCAAUGAAUGUGAGAAAGCCUUUGGUUACAAAUCAGAUCUUCUUGUCCACAGUAGAAUUCAUGGUAGAGAAAAGCCUUUUGAAUGCAACGACUGUGGGAAAACUUUCAGCCGAAGUACACACCUUAUUGAACAUCAAAGAACUCACACUGGAGAGAAACCGUAUGAAUGCAGUGAAUGUGGAAAAGCUUUUAGUCGGAGUACACAUCUUAGUCUACAUCAGAGGAUCCACACUGGAGAAAAACCAUAUGAAUGUAGUGAAUGUGGAAAAGCCUUUAGCCGAAGCACUAACCUUAGUCAACAUCAGCGAACUCAUACUCAAGAAAAGCCUUACAAAUGUCAUGAAUGUGGUAAAGCCUUCAGUGACCGCUCAACCAUAAUUCAGCAUCAGCGAAUACACACUGGAGAGAAUCCCUAUGAAUGCAGUGAAUGUGGAAAAGCUUUCAGUUGGAUCUCAUCUCUUAUUGAACAUCAGAGAACACACACUGGGGAAAGCCCCUUUGAGUGCAGUGACUGUGGGAAAGUGUUCAGUCGAAGCUCAUCCCUUACUGAACAUCAGAGAAUCCACACUGGAGAAAAGCCCCAUGAGUGUAGAGAGUGUGGAAAGGGCUUCAGUCGGAGCUCAUCCCUUAUUAUUCACCAGAGAACUCACACCGGAGAAAAGCCUUAUAAAUGUAAUGACUGUGGGAAAGCCUUCAGUCAGAGUUCAACUCUCAUCAGACAUCAGCAACUUCACACUAAAGAACUUCGUGAAACUUAUACCUGCUGGCUUUGACUCUCACCAAUCUAGGAAAGGUGAUCUCUCAAGGACAAAGCUAGUCCUACUGCUCAGUCCUUUUCCUACUUGACAUUUGAAGAGUUGGCACUUUUGGCCACUGUUAAGCCUUAAAACUUGAGCUUAUUUAGGAUCCAUGAUUCUCUGCUGAUCCACACUUUUCCUACCUCGCAACACUUCUCUGAUUAAUAAUGAUCAGCUUUGUGAUUUGGGGCAAAGGUUAGAUUAGAAUAAUCUCAUUUUACAAGGUUAUAAUACUUGAUGUAAUACAACUGGAUUAUAAGCUUCUUAAAGACAGAAAUCUUAUUUUUGAUUCCCAUAAAAACAUCACAAAAUGCUGAGUGGACACUAAAUGUCCUGUAAUUAUUACUUGCUGAUUCCGCUUUAUCCACUGUAACCAGUCUGCUAGACUUUAUUUGAAAUGGCUUAAUAAUUGGUUACUUUUUAUUUCUGCUGCUGCCAAGUUCUUGGUACCUUGGGCCUAGAUUACUAAAUGUAUUGUUGUUGCCUCUGUCUCCCUGUCAUUAUCUAGCUCCUUACUAAACUACCACUUUGUUCAAAAAUAGUCCAGUUUCCCAGUGUCCUCAAUAAAAAUUUCAAGGCAUUUCACAGUUGGAUAUAUUUAUUUACUUUCUAUCACUUCCCAAAACAGAGACAGUGCAUGGUGGGCAGGCCUGUCCUUUGUCCGUACUAUACCUUUUUCUCAUACUUGGUUUCUUUUUAGACUAUUACAUGGCACCCUUUUCCACAUCCUAUUUUCUUCUUUCCAUCUCCAGAAAUCCUACACUUUUUAAAAAGUCCUGCUCAUGUCCUGCCUCCUCUGUGAUACUUUCAGUCCCUUACCUUGUUAGAAAUCCUUUGUAGUAAUUGUUUACAUUAUCUCCUACAUCAGACACUUUUCUGUUUUCAGGUUCUUUUUUCCAUAAGCUGUUUUGAGUUGGAAAUCAUCUUAAAUCUGUUAAAAGCCCGAUCUAACACAUAGUACAAUGCAGGCUUGGACUCUAUUUUAAUUGAAACUAAAAGGCUUUAACAGUAUAAUCUCUUUAGUCUUUUGAAUGGUGAGGUAACCUCAUAGAUAUUUUGGCCCAUUUUGUCCUGCCUUGAAUUAUAUAUAUAUAACUAACUCUUUAGAUGAAUUCCUUUUGAGCUCCUGGGAUGCUGGCCCCUUGGCGAUCCACUUCAUGAGAUUGUUAUAAGAAAUAAGUGAGUUUAUCCAUUAAAGUGAUAAAAGGGUGUCUGACAUAUAGUAAAGGCUCAAUAAAUGCUAAUUGUUAUGAUUCCAGUGCUUCACAUCUGCCUGUAGGCUUUCAUUUCAUCCUCUGCAGGGUCUGUAACUCCAUUACCAGAAAUGGAAAACCAGAAUAAUAAUCCAGUAAAUUAGAAGGGAGUAAAUAUUCUAUAGCAUGAGGAACCUGAAAACAUAAGUCAUUUUGCUGAACAAGUUCUAAGGAGUAUUCUACGAUUUGGGCAAUUGCAGCUCCUACUAUUAAACAUUUUAGAUAUGCCACGGCUACUGGAUCCAAUUGCAGGCUCUAAUACGCUACCGGUCUGUUCUUCCUCCAUUUUCCUGAGUGUGGAUAUCUAAAGCCUGAUUAUUUCUUUCAGGGACAAGGAAUGUGAAGGAUGUAGAAUAGUUGGGGAAUCCUAAUGUGGGUGAAUUUUGCAAAGCCCAUUUAAGUUCAGUAAAGGCCUCCUUGUAUUUUGUUUUCUAAGGACAAGAUUCCUGAGUGCUAUUUUUAGUUAGUUCAAAGAGUGGAGAAGCCAAUAAAGAACAAUUGGGUACCCAGGACAUGCAAUUAUUUUGCAAGCUCAAGGAAUCUUCUGAGUUAUCUCUUAGGUAUAGGUCUAAGAUAAUACUAGAUAGUAUUUAAUCUUUCUGGAGACAGAAAGAUUCCUUUUUUAGAUAAAUCAUGACCCAGAUAAUGUACUGCCUCUUGUAAAAAUUAAAGCUUAUCCUCAGAGGCCUUAUGGUCUUUAUGAGCUAGUUAUAACAGAUAAGAGUCAAUUUCUGAGUCCUCUUUAGAAGAAGAACAAAGAAGCAAAUUGUCUACAUAUUGAAUCAAGGUAGAAUUUCUGGGAAAUACAGGGUUUUAAAAUCCUGCUAUAAAACUUGUGAAAAAUAUAAGGAAACUUCAUUAAAUCCCUGAGGCACUACUAAGUAUACUAUUCAUUUUUCUAAGUAAAAGCAAACAAAUAUUGAUAUUAUUUAUCUACAGAAAUAAUAAAAAAGGUAG
This is a messenger RNA of Microcebus murinus (gray mouse lemur), 5453 nucleotides long. The record is from RefSeq and is a predicted model, not a curated record. Lineage: Eukaryota; Metazoa; Chordata; Mammalia; Primates; Cheirogaleidae.